UAGGACAAAUUAAUUUCAUAAAUUAUUACUAUAUACUCAAAACAACUCAUACAUUGCUAAAUAAUUCAUUCUACACCCAAUUGCUACCUAAUUAGCAUCACACUUUCUUACUAAAAAUCUAAAAUCGAUUUCCAAUUUUCAUUUUCACAAAUCCAAACACUCUCUUUCUUUUCUCUCACUCACUCACUCACACACACAUGGCUUGUUCAUGUCUCUGCUCUCCAAAAUUCCUAGCAAUUAUAGUACUUCUCACAUCCAUCCCAAUCGGCAUAAUCAUAUCUCUAGAACGAACACAAUCACAAACUCAUGUAUACCAUUAUCACACUAACGGUGGUGGUUGGUUCAGAGAAUGCGCUAAAUGGGAUUCGGAUAAUAACCGUUUUAUAGUAUCUUUUUUUGAAGGCGGUAUUGGUCAAAUUUCAGUGCCUGAUGAGAAGAAGGAAUUAACGGAAAGAGUUUUGGAAGAAGAAAUAAUAGUGAAAGAAACGGAGUUAGCAGGAAAUGCGUCGUUAGGUUUCACGAUUGAUCGGAGUAGGAAUCGGAUUUUAGUUGUAAACGCUGACGUUUUGGGAAAUCGUUAUAGUGGUGUUGUUGCUUAUGAUCUUUCAACGUGGAAACGCCUCUUUCUUACCAAACUUUCUGGUUAUGGUGAUGAGAAAUCCUUUGCAGACGAUGUUGCAGUUGAUGCAGAAGGCAAUGCAUAUAUUACUGAUGCAAAAGCAAGUAAAAUAUGGAAAGUUGGAGUUAAUGGAAACCUUAUAUCAGUAAUUAGAAGUCCAUUGUUCACUCCAAAAGAAUGGUACAAAACAUUAGUUGGACUUAAUGGAAUUGUUUACCACCCAGAUGGAUUCUUGAUAGUAAUUCACACUUUUAGUGGUAAUUUGUUCAAGAUUGAUUUAACAAAAGAAGAAGAUCAAGUAAAGAUAAUUAAGGUUAUUGGAGGGCCACUUUAUUUUGGAGAUGGAUUAGAGUUACUGUCUCCUAAUAAAGUGGUAAUUGCUGGUAGUAAUCCUUCUGGGAGAUUAGUAGAGAGCUUAGAUGGAUGGAAUACAGCUUCUGUUGUGGCAACAUUUUCAGGGCCUAGACAUCGUUUGGCUACAGCAGCUACUGUUAAGGAUGGGAAAGUGUACCUAAAUCAUUUGGUUGGAAUUGGAUACCCCAAAAAGAAGCAUGCUAUUGUUGAGGCAGUUUUUUAGUAAUUCAUACUACCUACUUUCCAUAUAAAUCUAAACAGCUUUGGUUGAAAUUUGGUGUUACUUUGGAUAUUUGUGUUUGGUUUUGUAGCAUUUAUUGAUAGUUUCUAGAAAUUUAAGCUCCGUUUGGUGGAAAUUUGGUGCAACUGUCAGUUCAUAAAUUUUAUAGUCAUUGUUUCUGUUUCAA
Trifolium pratense (red clover) is the source of this 1380-nucleotide messenger RNA. RefSeq lists its product as uncharacterized. Lineage: Eukaryota; Viridiplantae; Streptophyta; Magnoliopsida; Fabales; Fabaceae. The record is from RefSeq and is a predicted model, not a curated record. The transcript has 2 exons. The coding region runs from base 198 to 1196 and encodes 332 amino acids. Gene Ontology annotation, cellular component: endoplasmic reticulum.